Messenger RNA from Rotaria sp. Silwood1, 312 nucleotides. Lineage: Eukaryota; Metazoa; Rotifera; Eurotatoria; Philodinida; Philodinidae. The record is from the annotation of a GenBank genome assembly.
AUGUAUGUCGGAUAUACCUCGUCGAAUAAUAUAACUCGAACUUCAAGUCAAAUAACAACAUCUCGAACGAACAAGUAUAUUGAACCACGUACACGUCGCAAUAUUGGGUCACAUGAAAUGUUUGAUAAUGAUGCUGAUCAAUAUGAAUUUGCUAGUAAGUCCUACGUAUUUAUGCUUAUUACGAUAUUAUUUGUUUUAGCCGACGGUGCAUUCAACAACUAUUCUACACCGCAGGUGCAACGUCGUCGUCCAUGUGUACAAUCAUGGACACAGUCUACAACUCAUGUUUCAAAGUUUCAAGGUAUCGUUUAG